Messenger RNA from Mesocricetus auratus (golden hamster), 1699 nucleotides. It is a transcript of the gene Ssb, whose product is annotated as small RNA binding exonuclease protection factor La. NCBI's taxonomy places the organism in Eukaryota, Metazoa, Chordata, Mammalia, Rodentia, Cricetidae. Gene Ontology annotation, molecular function: RNA binding. The transcript is spliced from 12 exons. Gene Ontology annotation, biological process: positive regulation of translation; RNA processing. The record is from RefSeq and is a predicted model, not a curated record. The coding region runs from base 175 to 1395 and encodes 406 amino acids. Gene Ontology annotation, cellular component: cytosol; nucleus; cytoplasmic stress granule.
GACUGCCGGGAGAGCCCCCAUCUUUAAGCGCGUUUGGCUGGCCCGCGGGCGCUCGGAAGUGGAGCCGCUUCCGUCGUUGUUCUUGAGGCUGUGGUGACUGUGGGAUCGGAGUCUUUGAGGUGAGCUUCUUGGAGGCUGGGGAGAGAAGUGUGAGAAAUUUUACAGAUAGCCACAAUGGCUGAAAAUGGAGAUAAUGAAAAAAUGGCUGCUCUGGAAGCCAAAAUCUGUCAUCAAAUUGAGUAUUACUUUGGAGACUUCAAUUUGCCAAGAGACAAAUUUUUAAAGGAACAGAUCAAAUUGGAUGAAGGCUGGGUACCUUUGGACAUAAUGAUAAAAUUCAACAGGCUAAACCGGCUGACAACAGACUUCAAUGUGAUUGUUCAAGCACUGAGCAAAUCUAAGGCAAAACUCAUGGAAGUGAGUGCAGAUAAGACUAAAAUCAGAAGGUCUCCAACCAGACCCCUUCCUGAAGUGACUGACGAGUAUAAGAAUGAUGUAAAAAACAGAUCUGUCUAUAUUAAAGGCUUCCCGACCGAUGCAACUCUUGAUGACAUAAAAGAAUGGCUAGAUGAUAAAGGUCAAAUACUGAAUAUUCAGAUGAGACGAACAUUGCACAAAACAUUUAAGGGGUCAAUAUUUGCUGUGUUUGAUAGUAUUCAGUCUGCAAAGAAGUUUGUGGAGACUCCUGGCCACAAGUACAAAGACACAAGCCUGCUAAUACUCUUUAAGGAAGAUUACUUUGCAAAGAAAAAUGAAGAAAGAAAGCAGAGCAAAGUGGAGGCUAAAUUAAAAGCUAAACAAGAACAUGAAGGAAGACACAAGUCAGGAAGUACUGAAACAAGACCUCUAGAAGGAAAGAUGGGAUGCUUACUGAAGUUUUCAGGUGACUUGGAUGACCAGACCUGUAGAGAAGAUUUACACAUCCUUUUUUCAAAUCACGGUGAAAUAAAAUGGAUUGAUUUUGUCAGAGGAGCAAAAGAGGGAAUAAUUCUCUUUAAAGAAAAAGCUAAGGAAGCACUUGAGAAAGCCAGAAAUGCAAAUAAUGGUAACCUACAAUUAAGGAACAAAAAGGUGACUUGGAAAGUACUAGAAGGACAUGCAGAAAAAGACGCGAUGAAAAAAAUCAUGGAGGAUCAGCAAGAAUCACUAAACAAAUGGAAGUCAAAAGGAGGAGGAGGAGGAGGCCGCAGAUUUAAAGGAAAAGGAAAGGGGAACAGACCUCCCUAUGCUGGGGCACCCAAAGGAAGAGGACAGUUUCAGGGAAGGAGAACAAGAUUCGAUGACGAUGAUUAUCAUCAUCGACGAGGACCAAUGAAAAGAGGAAGAGAUGGAAGAGACAGAGAAGAGCCUGCAUCAAAGCAUAAGAAAAGAGAGAAUGGUGCUAGAGACAAGUAGUUUAGUAAGCAAUGUUUUUAUUCAUCUUAGUUAGAUUUUAAGCUGCGUUUUGUCUUCGGAAGCUUUUAAAAAGAAAAGCGAAUUAGGUCCACUUCAAUGUCCACCUGUAUAAAAAGAAAAAAAUUUGUUUUACUUGUCUUUUUUUUUGUUGUUGUUGUUAUCCAAAUGAAAGUUUUUUAAAAUGUAUAGUUCUGUUUGUGUUUGGAUGAUUCAAAUAUGAAAAGGAAGAUUCUUCCUCUUAAUUGCCUUUGUAAUAUGAGAAUGUAUUAGUACAAACUUGUAAAAUAUAUGCUGUAUAAAAAUA